UCCGGGGCCGGCAACACGCACCGCCUUCAGAGGUGGUCGGGCGCCGCGGCGUCGCGGUUGCAUGGCCCGGGGGUUGGGGGCGCGGGCGCGGGGAGGAAGGGCACCGUUCUAACCAGCUGCCCCCUUCUCCUGGGCAAGCGCUGGCGUUCCCCGAGCUGGCCGGAGGGAGGGCGCGCCUCGAACUCUCCAGCCCGGCCAGUCCCAUUGCGCUCGAUCGUCCGCGCGGAGGUUGGGGCGGACCUGCGGGGGUCGCAGCCCGGCGUGAGGAGGAGGAGGAAGAAGGGGAUGAUCAGACCCUGAGUGGUUUCGCUUCAGCCUGUACACGUGAGACUUGGGUCUGGGGGGACCAGAGUUACUGACUGUUCUUCCCGCGCCCUGAUUUGGAGAACUCCCUGCUCACCGGAGGCAGGGGUGGGGGCGAGAGGACAGACAAGCUCAUCGGAGACCAAAGGGCAGCCCCAGGGUGGGGUGAAGCUUCUGGUCUUUACUCCUGACCCCCACCCCAUCGCCGGCCGAGGGCUGCAGGAUGAACUGCCGCUCAGAGGUGCUGGAAGUGUCGGUGGAGGGGCGGCAGGUGGAGGAGGCCAUGCUGGCGGUGCUGCACACGGUGCUCCUGCACCGCAGCACGGGCAAGUUCCACUACAAAAAGGAGGGCACCUACUCCAUCGGCACGGUGGGCACCCAGGAUGUCGACUGCGACUUCAUCGAUUUCACCUACGUGCGCGUCUCCUCGGAGGAGCUGGACCGUGCCCUGCGCAAGGUUGUCGGGGAAUUCAAGGAUGCAUUGCGCAACUCAGGUGGCGAUGGGCUGGGGCAGAUGUCCUUGGAGUUCUACCAGAAGAAGAAGUCUCGCUGGCCAUUCUCAGACGAGUGCAUCCCUUGGGAAGUGUGGACGGUCAAGGUGCAUGUAGUCGCCCUGGCCACAGAGCAGGAGCGGCAGAUCUGCCGGGAGAAGGUGGGGGAGAAGCUCUGUGAGAAGAUCAUCAACAUCGUGGAGGUGAUGAAUCGGCACGAGUACCUGCCCAAGAUGCCCACGCAGUCAGAGGUGGACAACGUGUUCGACACAGGCCUGCGGGAUGUGCAGCCCUACCUCUACAAGAUCUCUUUCCAGAUCACCGACGCCCUGGGCACCUCCGUCACCACCACCGUGCGCAGGCUCAUCAAAGACACCCUGGCCCUCUAGGUCUUGCUGGGCACCUUGGGUGCUCCCUGAUGGCCCGCAGACCUUGGUUCCUGGGAAUUGUACUGUUGGGCCCGUGGGGCUCCGGAACCUGAUCCAGUUCCUUGAUAACACUUGGAAGGGCCAUCCCCUGGCUUCUUUGGUUUGGGGUUGCUAGUUUCUGGUCAGCCUCAUGACCCUCGCUGACAGUUAAGUCACGCCCACACUGUCUCACCACCCCUCUGGUGGGUCCCCCUUCCUUCUCCACUGCACAGAAGCUCCAUCGUUAGGAUGGCGAAUAAAAUUGAGAAUGUGAGCUUGGAUCGA
Artibeus jamaicensis (Jamaican fruit-eating bat) is the source of this 1486-nucleotide messenger RNA. It is a transcript of the gene ATG101, whose product is annotated as autophagy related 101. The coding region runs from base 527 to 1183 and encodes 218 amino acids. Gene Ontology annotation, biological process: autophagy; autophagosome assembly. The transcript has 5 exons. NCBI's taxonomy places the organism in Eukaryota, Metazoa, Chordata, Mammalia, Chiroptera, Phyllostomidae. Gene Ontology annotation, cellular component: phagophore assembly site. The record is from RefSeq and is a predicted model, not a curated record.